AGCCAGCCAUCUCCUUUUACACAGAAACUUGGCCACACCUUGUCCACAAAAAGCACUUCCCAACUCCAACUGCUUCAAUGGAUAACACAAACAAAUCACACACCCCAAAUUACUCAGAAAGCAAAAGAACACAAAAAUGUCAGUGGCAACUUCCUUCCCCUCCAUCAAAAUCCCACCUGCAUCAUCAUCUUCCUCUUCACAUUCUUCUUCUUGUUCUUCAAAUCAUUCUUUUAUGCUGUCUUCUUCCUCUUCAACAAAGCCUUACCAUGUAAAAAUUAGCAUAAGGAGCUCCCAGACUGAAGGGCCUAUCAGAAGACCUGCUGCUCCUUCUCUCCGAGAACCCUCCCAGCCGUCUUCCCCUCUCAAACCAACCCCUCCUUCUCCUCCGUCUCCUUCUCCGCCGCCUCAGCAGCCCUCGAAUCCGGCCCAGGUUUCCGGGCUGACGAUGGUGGAGGACAAGAAUGUGGUGACCUUGGAGUUUCAGAGGCAGAAGGCUAAGGAGAUUCAGGAGUACUUCAAGCAGAAGAAGCUUGAGGCUGCUAACCAGGGUCCUUUCUUUGGCUUUGUUGGCAAGAACGAGAUUAGCAAUGGCAGAUGGGCAAUGUUCGGUUUUGCUGUUGGAAUGCUAACGGAGUAUGCAACUGGCUCAGACUUUGUUGAUCAAGUAAAGAUACUGCUUUCGAAUUUUGGAAUACUAGAUCUGGAAUGAUACACCGGCCCGGUGGGAUGUUGAAAGCCUCAAUACCUUCUUGUCUCUGGAGCUACUGCAGAUGCAUUCACUGUUUCACUUGUAACUUUGUUGAGUAAUUUGUUUAAAUUUCAUUUGCGAGAAAUACUCAGCUAUCAUACGUUGCUGUAUUUUACUUACGAUGUUUACCAGGAUUUCAACAAUAGAAGAAGUUCCUCAGAGCUCGUUUGAUAACA
Molecule: messenger RNA, 924 nt
Organism: Pyrus x bretschneideri (Chinese white pear)
Lineage: Eukaryota; Viridiplantae; Streptophyta; Magnoliopsida; Rosales; Rosaceae
Product: light-harvesting complex-like protein OHP2, chloroplastic
Exons: 2
Coding region: 137-709 (190 amino acids)
Cellular component (GO): chloroplast thylakoid membrane
Source: RefSeq, a predicted model, not a curated record